AUGAAGCCCAGAGCAGAGUGCUGUUCUCCCAAGUUCUGGCUGGUGUUGGCUGUCCUGGCCGUGUCAGGCAGCAGAGCUCGUUCCCAGAAGAGCCCCCCCAGCAUUGGCAUUGCCGUUAUCCUCGUGGGCACUUCAGACGAGGUGGCCAUCAAGGAUGCUCACGAGAAAGAUGACUUCCACCAUCUCUCCGUGGUGCCCCGUGUGGAGCUGGUAGCCAUGAACGAGACUGACCCAAAGAGCAUCAUCACCCGCAUCUGUGAUCUCAUGUCUGACCGGAAGAUCCAGGGGGUGGUGUUUGCUGAUGACACAGACCAGGAAGCCAUCGCCCAGAUCCUUGACUUCAUUUCAGCCCAGACUCUCACUCCCAUCCUGGGCAUCCAUGGGGGCUCCUCUAUGAUAAUGGCAGAUAAGGAUGAAUCCUCCAUGUUCUUCCAGUUUGGCCCAUCAAUUGAACAGCAAGCUUCUGUAAUGCUCAACAUCAUGGAAGAGUAUGACUGGUACAUCUUUUCUAUCGUCACCACCUAUUUCCCUGGCUAUCAGGACUUUGUAAACAAGAUUCGCAGCACCAUUGAGAAUAGCUUCGUGGGCUGGGAGUUAGAGGAAGUCCUUCUGCUGGACAUGUCACUGGAUGAUGGAGAUUCUAAGAUCCAGAACCAGCUCAAGAAACUUCAAAGCCCCAUCAUUCUUCUUUAUUGUACUAAGGAAGAAGCCACCUACAUUUUCGAAGUGGCUAACUCAGUAGGGCUGACUGGCUACGGCUACACGUGGAUUGUGCCUAGUCUAGUGGCAGGGGAUACAGACACAGUGCCCUCAGAGUUCCCCACUGGGCUCAUCUCUGUGUCCUAUGAUGAAUGGGACUAUGGCCUCCCUGCCAGAGUGAGGGAUGGAAUUGCUAUAAUCACCACUGCUGCUUCUGACAUGCUGUCUGAACACAGCUUCAUCCCUGAGCCCAAGAGCAGUUGCUACAACACCCAUGAGAAGAGAAUCUACCAGUCCAAUAUGCUAAAUAGGUAUCUGAUCAAUGUCACUUUUGAGGGGAGAAAUCUGUCCUUCAGUGAAGAUGGCUACCAGAUGCACCCGAAACUGGUGAUAAUCCUUCUGAACAAGGAGAGAAAGUGGGAGAGGGUGGGGAAGUGGAAAGACAAGUCCCUGCAGAUGAAGUACUACGUGUGGCCCCGAAUGUGUCCUGAGACAGAAGAGCAGGAGGAUGACCAUCUGAGUAUUGUAACCCUGGAGGAGGCCCCAUUUGUCAUUGUGGAAAGUGUGGACCCUCUGAGUGGAACCUGCAUGAGGAACACAGUCCCCUGCCAAAAACGCAUAGUCUCUGAGAAUAAAACAGAUGAGGAGCCUGGUUACAUUAAAAAAUGCUGCAAGGGGUUCUGUAUUGACAUCCUUAAGAAAAUUUCUAAAUCUGUGAAGUUCACCUAUGAUCUUUACCUGGUUACCAAUGGCAAGCAUGGGAAGAAAAUCAAUGGAACUUGGAAUGGUAUGAUAGGAGAGGUGGUCAUGAAGAGGGCGUAUAUGGCAGUGGGAUCGCUCACCAUCAAUGAGGAACGAUCCGAAGUGGUCGACUUCUCUGUGCCCUUCAUAGAGACUGGCAUCAGUGUCAUGGUGUCACGCAGCAAUGGGACCGUCUCACCAUCUGCCUUCUUAGAGCCAUUCAGUGCUGACGUAUGGGUUAUGAUGUUUGUGAUGCUGCUCAUCGUCUCAGCCGUGGCUGUCUUUGUCUUUGAGUACUUCAGCCCUGUGGGUUAUAACAGGUGCCUUGCUGAUGGCAGAGAGCCAGGUGGCCCAUCUUUCACCAUCGGCAAAGCUAUUUGGUUACUCUGGGGUCUGGUGUUUAACAACUCCGUACCUGUGCAGAACCCAAAGGGAACCACCUCCAAGAUCAUGGUGUCCGUGUGGGCCUUCUUUGCUGUCAUCUUCCUGGCCAGCUAUACUGCCAAUUUAGCUGCCUUCAUGAUCCAGGAGGAGUAUGUGGACCAGGUUUCUGGCCUGAGUGACAAAAAGUUCCAGAGACCUAAUGACUUCUCACCUCCUUUCCGCUUUGGGACUGUGCCCAAUGGCAGCACAGAGAGGAAUAUUCGCAAUAACUAUGCAGAAAUGCAUGCCUACAUGGGAAAGUUCAACCAGAGGGGUGUAGAUGAUGCAUUGCUUUCCCUGAAAACGGGAAAACUGGAUGCUUUCAUCUAUGAUGCAGCAGUGCUGAACUACAUGGCAGGCAGAGAUGAAGGCUGCAAGCUGGUGACCAUUGGCAGUGGGAAAGUCUUUGCUUCCACUGGUUAUGGCAUUGCCAUCCAAAAAGAUUCUGGGUGGAAGCGCCAGGUGGACCUUGCUAUCCUGCAGCUCUUUGGAGAUGGGGAGAUGGAGGAGCUGGAAGCUCUCUGGCUCACUGGCAUUUGCCACAAUGAGAAGAAUGAGGUCAUGAGCAGCCAGCUGGACAUUGACAACAUGGCAGGAGUCUUCUACAUGUUGGGGGCGGCCAUGGCUCUCAGCCUCAUCACCUUCAUCUGCGAACACCUUUUCUAUUGGCAGUUCCGGCAUUGCUUUAUGGGUGUCUGUUCUGGCAAGCCUGGCAUGGUCUUCUCCAUCAGCAGAGGUAUCUACAGCUGCAUCCAUGGAGUAGCUAUCGAAGAGCGCCAAUCCGUGAUGAACUCCCCCACCGCGACCAUGAACAACACACACUCCAACAUCCUGCGCCUGCUCCGCACGGCCAAGAACAUGGCUAACCUGUCUGGUGUGAACGGCUCCCCACAGAGUGCCCUGGACUUCAUCCGACGCGAGUCAUCCGUCUAUGACAUCUCUGAACACCGCCGCAGCUUCACGCAUUCUGACUGCAAAUCCUACAACAACCCUCCCUGCGAGGAGAACCUCUUCAGUGACUAUAUCAGUGAGGUGGAGAGAACUUUUGGUAACCUGCAGCUGAAGGACAGCAAUGUAUACCAAGACCACUAUCACCACCACCACCGGCCCCACAGCAUCGGCAGUGCCAGCUCCAUCGAUGGGCUCUAUGACUGUGACAACCCGCCCUUCACCACCCAGCCAAGGUCCAUCAGCAAGAAGCCCCUGGACAUUGGCCUGCCCUCCUCCAAACACAGCCAGCUAAGUGACCUGUACGGCAAGUUCUCCUUCAAGAGCGACCGCUACAGUGGCCAUGAUGACUUGAUCCGCUCAGACGUGUCUGACAUCUCCACCCACACCGUCACCUAUGGAAACAUUGAGGGCAAUGCCGCCAAGAGGCGUAAGCAGCAAUAUAAGGACAGCCUGAAGAAGCGGCCAGCCUCGGCCAAGUCCCGACGGGAAUUUGAUGAGAUCGAGCUGGCCUACCGUCGCCGGCCGCCCCGCUCCCCUGACCACAAGCGCUACUUCAGGGACAAGGAAGGGCUACGGGACUUCUACCUGGACCAGUUCCGCACAAAGGAGAACUCACCCCACUGGGAGCACGUGGACCUGACGGAUAUCUACAAGGAGCGUAGUGAUGACUUUAAGCGCGACUCAGUCAGUGGAGGAGGGCCCUGUACCAACAGGUCUCACGUCAAACAUGGGACAGGCGACAAACACGUGGUCAGCGGGGUCCCAGCACCUUGGGAGAAGAACCUGACCAACGUGGAUUGGGAGGAGCGCUCCGGGGGCAACUUCUGCCGCAGCUGCCCCUCAAAGCUGCACAACUACUCCACGACGGUGGCAGGGCAGAAUUCAGGCAGGCAGGCAUGUAUCCGGUGUGAGGCCUGCAAAAAAGCAGGUAACCUGUAUGACAUUAGUGAGGACAACUCCCUACAGGAGCUGGACCAGCCGGCUGCCCCUGUGCCAGUGACAUCAAACGCCUCCGCUACCAAGUACCCCCAGAGCCCGACUAACUCAAAGGCCCAGAAGAAGAACCGGAACAAACUGCGCCGGCAGCACUCCUACGACACCUUCGUGGACCUGCAGAAGGAAGAAGCCGCCUUGGCCCCACGCAGCGUCAGCCUGAAAGACAAAGGCCGUUUCCUGGAUGGGAGUCCCUACGCCCACAUGUUUGAGAUGCCAGCUGGUGAGAGCACCUUUGCCAACAACAAGUCCUCAGUGCCCGCUGCCGGGCACCACCACCAUAACAACCCCGGCAGCGGCUACAUGCUCAGCAAGUCGCUCUACCCCGACCGGGUCACGCAAAACCCUUUCAUCCCCACUUUUGGGGACGACCAGUGCUUGCUCCAUGGCAGCAAAUCCUACUUCUUCAGGCAGCCCACGGUGGCGGGGGUGCCGAAAGCCAGGCCGGACUUCCGCGCCCUUGUCACCAACAAGCCGGUGGUCUCGGCCCUUCAUGGGGCUGUGCCAGGCCGUUUCCAGAAAGACAUCUGUAUAGGGAACCAGUCCAACCCCUGUGUGCCUAACAACAAAAACCCCAGGGCUUUCAAUGGCUCCAGCAAUGGGCAUGUUUAUGAGAAACUUUCUAGCAUUGAGUCUGAUGUCUGA
Messenger RNA from Diceros bicornis minor, 4452 nucleotides. It is a transcript of the gene GRIN2B, whose product is annotated as glutamate ionotropic receptor NMDA type subunit 2B. The record is from RefSeq and is a predicted model, not a curated record. NCBI's taxonomy places the organism in Eukaryota, Metazoa, Chordata, Mammalia, Perissodactyla, Rhinocerotidae. Gene Ontology annotation, biological process: monoatomic ion transport; synaptic transmission, glutamatergic; long-term synaptic potentiation. Bases 1 to 4452 code for a protein of 1483 amino acids. Gene Ontology annotation, molecular function: NMDA glutamate receptor activity; transmitter-gated monoatomic ion channel activity involved in regulation of postsynaptic membrane potential. Gene Ontology annotation, cellular component: postsynaptic membrane; plasma membrane; NMDA selective glutamate receptor complex. The transcript has 12 exons.